UACGUCAUUUACGCGCCUGUGUGAUCUCAGCACAUGCGCCGCUAUGUUUUGAAAGCCGGGGCAGCCUGUUACUGCACUUUUUAGCUCUGCAUAUGCACAUAUUUCUACACAUUUUUUAUGAUGCAUCUAAUAUAAGGGCAAAUGAAAACAUGCCAAAGUCUGUGAAGAAGUCCUGCACCGCUCAGACCUCCAUCAGCAGGUACUUCGGAGGACUGAGCAGCAGCGGUGCCUCCAACACUCAGUGUGGGAUUAACCCGAAGCCUGCGCAGCACCAGCUUUCAAGAGGCAAGAAGAAACUUUCAUCUGAUGGACUUGGAUUGCCAACAAAACGAGCCAAGCUUUCUGACCAACACCAGCAGGCGGAGGGUUUGGACUGUGAGCCUGCAUCCUGUCUGAGCACUAAAGAGACACCCCAGACUUCGAGCCGAGGAGCAGCAGGCCUCUGCUUCUCCACCUUGGCGAAGCUGAAAGGCUUCACCUGCUCAGCUGAGCCCAGUGAUGCUGCUAGCAGUAACAUCUGUGACAGAGGAAGCAGCGUUUUGCCUCCUUGUGAUGUUAUAGCACACAGCAAUAACAACACACUUGAACAGACAGAGGAGGAGCAUGAGGAUGAAGACAAGGAGGGUCCAGGGCUGGCUGCUACAAAACAGGGGUUCCGCUUCUCUCAGUUUGCAAAGUUAGGAGGAGGAGGAGGAGGAGGAGGAAAAGGAAAAGGAAAAGGAGGAAGGGUUGCAGAGCUGAGUCCCCCAUCAGACUCUAGCACCCCCUCCAGGCGCUCAAAGAGCACAUACACUCCCCUGGAACAGCAGGUCAUCCAGCUGAAACAGCUACAUAAGGAUGCACUGUUGGCAGUGGAGUGUGGUUACAAGUACAGGUUCUUUGGAGAGGAUGCAGAUAUUGCCGCAAAGGAGCUGAAUAUCGUCUGUCACCUGGAUCAUAACUUCAUGACGUGCAGCAUUCCCACGCACCGUUUGUUUGUUCACGUCAGGCGCUUGGUGUCCCAGGGGCACAAGGUUGGUGUUGUUAAGCAGACGGAGACGUCUGCGAUCAAGGCAUCAGGGGCCAAUAAGAACGCUCUGUUCACUCGUCAGCUGAGUGCUCUGUACACCAAGUCCACUCUGGUGGGAGAGGAUGUGAACCCGGUCUGCAGACUGAGGGAUGAGGAGGAGGGGGGCUGUGGGGACGUGGUGUUGGACCCUCCAGAAAGCUUCCUGCUGUGUGUCAGUGAGACCUGGGACAAACCGAAGAAGCAGCUCACUGUGGGGCUGGUGGCGGUUCAGCCGAGCACAGGAGACGUGUUACUGGACUGCUUCCCUGAUGGUCCGUCUCGCUCUGAGCUUGAGGGUCGCAUCCUAAAGAUCAACCCUGUGGAGAUCCUCGUGCCCUCUGACCUCUCAGAACAAACCCACAGGCUCCUGCAGAGCAUCGCCAAUGCCAGCGCUCAGACUGAUGACCGGGUGAGAGUGGAGAAAAGGGACAGCGCUCAGUUCGAGUUUGUCUCUGCAAUGAACACAGCCACCGAGUUCUACUGCCACACCCAGCAGAAAGGCUCUAGCUCUCUGUCGAGCGUGGCAUCCUUAGAGAGCCCAGUGAUCUGCUGCCUUGGGCCGCUCAUCCAGUACCUCCAAGAAUUCAACUUAGAAAGAGUUCUCAGGAGUGAAAGCUCAUUCCGCCAUCUGUCCAGUGAGUCGGAGGGUCUGAUCCUCAGUGCCUCCACCCUCAGGAACCUGGAGAUCCUCAACAAUCAGACAGAUGGUGGUGUGAAGGGCAGUCUGUUGUGGGUUUUGGACCACACUCGCACUCCGUUUGGGAGGAGACUGAUGAGGAAGUGGGUGAGCCAGCCCCUCACAGACCCUCAAUCUAUCUCAGAGAGGCAGGAUGCUGUGCAGGAGAUCCUGGAGUCACAGUCACUCACUUUAAAUUCCAUCAAAUCCCUGCUGUCGCAUUUGCCCGACCUGGAGAGGGGAAUCUGCAGCAUAUAUCACAAAAAGUCGUCCACGCAGGAGUUUUACCUCAUUACUAGCAGUCUGUCUCGCCUGGGAAAUGAGCUGCAGGCCUUUCUCCCAGCUAUCCAGUCUCAGAUCAGCUCUGCGCUGCUCCGAGGCCUCUUAGUGGACACUCCUGACCUGCUGGCUCCAGCCCACAGCCACCUUAAGGUGCUCAAUGAAAAGGCUGCAAAGUCUGGAAAUAAGACAGAGCUGUUCUCCGAUCUGUCCGGCUUCCCUGUGCUGCAGGAAAGGAGGGAGCAGAUCCAGACUGUCAUCGACGAGAUUCAAGAUCACCGCAAAGAAAUCCGCCUGCAGCUGAAGGCCCCGGCACUCGACUACAUCACCGUCUCUGGACAGGAGUUUCUGAUUGAGGUGAAGAACUCACUGUCGUCCACUGUUCCACCUGACUGGGUCAAAAUCAGCAGCACCAAGGCAGUCAGCAGGUACCACUCUCCUUUCCUGGUGGAGCGCUACAAGAAGCUGCUGCAGCUCCGAGAACAGCUGCUGCUAGACUGCCAGAGGGAGUGGACCAAUUUUCUGGACCAGUUUGGGGAGCACUAUCACACCAUGAAAAGGGCUAUUAGUCACCUAGCAACCACAGACUGUCUCUUUUCAUUGGCUGAGGUGGCUAAACAAGGGGACUAUUGCAGGCCGGAGGUGUGUGAAGGUCAUCGUGAGAUUAUGAUCAGGGAUGGCAGACACCCAGCCAUCAACUUACUGAUGGGAGAGCACAACCAGUUUGUGCCCAACCUCACCGAAUUACAGGGUGAUGGCAGAAGAACUAUGAUAAUCACUGGUCCUAAUAUGGGGGGAAAGAGCUCCUACAUCCGACAGGUGGCCCUGAUCUGUGUUAUGGCUCAGAUGGGCUCCUACGUCCCGGCCUCUGAGGCCCGUCUGGGGGUGCUGGACGGCAUUUACACCAGGAUGGGCGCUUCAGACAACAUCUACAAAGGGCGCAGUACGUUCAUGGAAGAACUGACUGAAGCCUCAGAGAUCAUUUCCCACGCAACCGAGCGUUCAUUGGUCAUCCUUGAUGAACUGGGACGUGGCACGAGCACCCAUGAUGGGAUUGCCAUCGCCUAUGCCACCCUGGAGUACUUCAUCAGAGAUGUGAAAGCCCUCACCCUGUUUGUGACCCAUUACCCUCCUCUGUGUGAGCUGGAGCGGGUGUACCCUGAACAUGUGUCUAACUACCACAUGGCUUUCCUACUCAAUGAACCCGACAUCACUGCUGACACUGAUGAUGGAGAGGUUCAGCCAGAGUUCAUCACUUUCCUCUACCAAUUAACUGAAGGAGCUGCAGGGCGGAGCUACGGCCUAAAUGUGGCCCGAUUGGCUGACAUCCCAGACCCUAUCCUACACACUGCUGCACGCAAAGCCCGAGAGCUGGAGUGCUUGGUCAACGCCAGGAGGAAGAAUAAAAAACUUCUCUUCGAUCUUUGGAGCAUCUCGGACAGAUCAUCUCUCAUGGAGUGGCUCCAGUCAGACUGUUGACACCACUGCAACAUCCGGACACACACAUUAAGAAGAGAAAACACAGCUAUCAGUGAAUGAUCAUGUUCAAACAUACAAAGAAAUGUGCGGUAGAAACUUGUUUCAUACUUUGGGAGAAGGGUGGUUGUUGCUGCUCUCUCUCUCUCCAUGUUUGAGGAUAAAAGGAUUUUAACCAUCUCAGGUUUUGGUUAUCCCCGUCACCUGUACUGUAACCUAAUUGUUGUAACAUUAAUUAAUAUCCACUGAUCAAGAUUUUACCUACCAUACUAAAUGUGACAUCAGUGUUUUUGGUGAUUAAAUGAAGAGA
Centropristis striata (black sea bass) is the source of this 3789-nucleotide messenger RNA. RefSeq names its product mutS homolog 3 (E. coli) (gene msh3). The transcript is spliced from 24 exons. Gene Ontology annotation, biological process: mismatch repair; mitotic recombination; somatic recombination of immunoglobulin gene segments. Lineage: Eukaryota; Metazoa; Chordata; Actinopteri; Perciformes; Serranidae. Gene Ontology annotation, molecular function: ATP binding; mismatched DNA binding; ATP-dependent DNA damage sensor activity. The record is from RefSeq and is a predicted model, not a curated record. Bases 93 to 3482 code for a protein of 1129 amino acids. Gene Ontology annotation, cellular component: nucleus.